AUGGCCUUUCAUGAUGGUUUAUCUCGCACUCAGCAGAUCCUGCUGGCAAUCUUCUGCUUCCCGCUGCUGCCCUUCUAUCUCUGCUACUUGUGUAAGUAGGGAAGUGUAACUUGAGCGUUAAUAACCCACGUGCAUGGGAGGAAGCCUUACACAUCUUACUCCAUACCUCAGUGAACUCAGUGAGAAUUACUUCUGAACGUGUAGAGUUGCACAACAAAACAGGUCCUGCUCUGAGGAAGUGGCUGUCUAAAGGGCAGCCAAGAGGAAAUGGAGAUUUAAUUCAAGAAUUCCGCCUUUAGUUCUAUGAGCCCGCUCACCUGUGAGUAAAAUGCAUAGUAGCUGGUGACUGGUUUUAACAUUUUAUAUGGUCUUCAUUGUAUGGAUUUACGUGUAAUUGUUGUAAACACUCUGAUAAUUUUUACGAAUAGUGGUGUCUAUAUAUAUUUCUAUAAAUAAAAUUUCCUCCAAAUGCUCCCUUUAUUCCCAGCCUGCUCCACCUGCCUUUCCCCAAUUCCUUUUCCUUCCCUUCUGCCCAUCACCAGAGAACUAAAAUUCCCACAUUGUUUUCUCAGAGCAACCUCACCCUGUCUCUGCCUUGGAAAACAGCCGAUGAAAACAGAGUGACGUUGUUCUUACAACCUUAUCAUUUAGCAAGAUAAUAUAUAUUUGUUAUAGACAUACAGACAGACAUUUAAGCCUAUAUAUUUAUAUAAUUUGUGCUUAGGUUGUGUGUCGGUUUCCAGACUUGCAACACACCUUUUGCCUCAGAAUCACUCCUCGUAAAACCGCUGCCAAAUUAUGCAAGAAUAACCAAAGCAAGGGACUCGUGCUGCUUCUAUGCCAGUCCUUUGUUCUGGAAUUGCUUCCUUUCACUCACUCCAAUCCAGAUAACAUCAUUUCCAACCCUCCUCUGGGAGAGAAUUAGGACAGAAGGAGAAGGUAGACCUGAAGAAGAGAGCUAUUGACCGUCAGGCAUGUUUCCUAUGUGUCUUUUUGUAAUAAUGAUAUUUCUGUAGGCUUUGCAACAAGUGAAGAGGAUAAAGGGCAGCCUGACUCCCUUGGUGAGUGAAUAUCAAAAUCCUAUUCUGUUUAUUUCUUGUCAUACUUUGGAUCAGUGUAAACACUGCUGCUGGGAGAACCACUUGCAUCUUUGGGCCUUCAUUUCUAUUCACCGAUUGUUAACCAAAUUUGAUGUAAGAUGUUCAUAGACUAACAUGGGUAACAGCCUGCGGUCUAACUUGUACAGUGGUACCUCGGUUUUGAAUUAUGCUUUUGAAUUAUGCUUUUGAAUUAUGGUGCUGGAGGAGACUCUUGAGAGUCCCAUGGACUGCAAGAAGAUCAAACCUAUCCGUUCUGAAGGAAAUCAGCCCUGAGUGCUCACUGAAAGGACAGAUCCUGAAGCUGAGGCUCCAAUACUUUGGCCAUGUCAUGAGAAGAGAAGACUCCCUGGAAAAGACCCUGAUGCUGGGAAAGAUGGAGGGCACAAGGAGAAGGGGACGACAGAGGACGAGAUGGUUAGACAGUGUUCUCGAAGCUACCAACAUGAGUUUGACCAAACUGCGGGAGGCAGUGGAAGGCAGGAGUGCCUGGCGUGCUCUGGUCCAUGGGGUCACGAAGAGUCGGCCAUGACUAAACAACUUAACAACAACAGCAACCUCGGUUUUUGAACAUAAUCCGUUCCGGAAGACCGUUCGAGUUCUGAAACAUUCUAAAACCGAAAACUCAACAGUCGACAGCUAGACCUCAGGAUCUUGCACCCAGCGGAAGCCGAGUGGUGUGUUUGACUUCCGAGGCAUGUUCAAAAACUUAAGCAUUUACGUCUGGGUUUACGGCAUUUGUAAACCGAAUGUUUACAAAAUCACAGCGCGAUGCCAACCGACGCUGGCACACUUAGGGAUCCGCAGAGUUUGCGCAGUUGCGUAACAGACCUCAGCAACUCGGCAUUUUGGCUAAUCUACUUUAUUUACAUAUAAACACACACGGAGCACUGCAACAUGGCUCCCUCUCUCUCUAGCAUCGGACAGCAAAGAGAAAAAGAACAAAGGACAAUAGUCCCACUUCACAGAACACAAUAACACAAACAUCCUGUCUCCAUCACUUCCCACUCUGUGGAGUCAAAACAUAUACCGUCAUGUGAAAGACAAAAAUCCCAUGACCGCAAUCAUGGAGCAGGAAUUCUAACAAUUUCCCCAACAAAAGCUUCCUUUUUCCCCUGCCCCCCCCCCGCACACAUGUGAGAAAGACAGGCACAAUACAAGCCAGAGCAGUAAUGAUGAAUUGUAUUUUUCCAACAGAUCAAGUAGAAGAAGGGGCGGUGCAGCAAUCAAACAGACAGCGCAGAUUAGCUGGUGAGAGAAAUGGAUCAAUUUAGUUGGCCAUGAUGCCACACUUAGUUCCUUGUUAUGUCUGUGCAUGUGUAAUGGCCUAGAUCUUGCUGGAGAGUUUUUCUCCUCGUGCACUGCGUCACAAUACAGGAGAGUCACCGAGAAAGAUGUGGUUGCCCAAACCCACAUUCCCAGCAUGUUCGCACUCCUGUCUCAGCAACGUCUAUGCUGCCUUGGUCAUGUCCACAAUCAGGGACGCGGGUGGCGCUGUGGUCUAAACCACCGAGCCUCUUGGGCUUGCUGAUUGAAAGGUUGGCGGUUCGAAUCCCCGCGACGGGGUGAGUUCCUGUUGCUCUGUCCCAGCUCCUGCUAACCUAGCAGUUCGAAAGCACGCCAGUGCAAGUAAAUAAAUAGGUACCACUAUGGCGGGAAGGUAAAUGGAAAUUCCAUGCGCUCUGGCUUCCAUCAUGGUGUUUUGUUGUGCUAGAAGCGGUUUAGUCCUGCUGGCCACAUGACCCGGAAAGCUGUCUGUGGACAAACGCCGGCUCCCUCGGCCUGAAGCGAGAUGCGCGCUCCAACCCCAUAGUUGCCUUUGACUGGACUUAACUGUCCAGGGGUUCCUUACCUUUACCAUGUCCACACAAUGGAAGAUGGCAGGAUCCCCAGGAAUAUACUGUAUGGGAAGCUGGUUUAAGGCACCAGGCAGACCAAGUCUGUGUUACAAAGAUGUCUGCAAACCUGACAUAAAGGCUGGCAACAUCAGCCCUGGCACAUGGGAAGACCUUGCAUGCAAACACAUAGCUUAAUUAACCAACUAAACUAUAAGCAGUGGGCAGGCUGACUUGCAUGUGGUUUUCUCAAUUUCUCUUGGAGGAAGUGGGAGGUAGUGAAAGAAGUAUAUGGACUAUGAUUGGGCUCACACCCUUACCAGGAAGCGUCCAUUAUGCACUGUUGGGAGUUAAAAAUAAUAGAAGGUCGUGCAGCCUCCCUAGGUCACUCCCCUUCCAUGUCCAGUGGGGGUGUUUGCAGACAAUUUUUGGGAAGCAAAGAGCAGGGGUGAGGAACUUGUGACCCUCCAGGUGUUGUUGGGCGUCCAGUACUCAUCAGUUCUGGCUAGCAUGGUCAGAGAUUAUAGGAGAUGCAGUGCAACAUCUGGAGGACUGCAGGUUCCCCAUCCUGGACUCAGUGGGAUAAACAUAUGAAAUGAUCUCCCCCAAAAUAACCUCCGCAGACUUUAGUGCUGCGGCUGGUGAGGUACUCUGAGCUAACAUAUGGACAUGGGCUUGGUUGCAUGCUUCAGGUAUGGUAUUGAUCAUGGCGGGUCAUAUUUCCAACAGCUCGAGCCGAAGAAGGAACGGGUCAAGAAAUAAACGAGAAUCCCAGAAUCACAGGUGAGAGUGGUUUGCUGUUUAACCAUCAACUGUAAAGCCUUCUUUUGGCGGCAAAUUGUCCAUGUUGUAGCUGUGCGUGUCAGAUGACCUGGGUGUCUCUACAGAGAGCAUUUCCCUCAGAUGCCAGGGCAGGUGGGAAGACCAAUGAUGCAGCCACCUUUGCUGAAGCCAAGCAGGUUUGGGUCCAGUCAGGCCUGGACGGGAGGCUUCCUGGCAAUUCCCUAUGUAUGCUGUCUCGAGUUCCGGGAGGAAUGAAAGAUUUGCAUUUGGCACAUGCAUGUACUAAAUAAUAAUAAGAAGAAGAGUUUGGAUUUGAUAUCCCGCUUUAUCACUACCCUAAGGAGUCUCAAAGCGGCUCACAAUCUCCUUUCCCUUCCUCCCCCACAACAAACACUCUGUGAGGUGAGUGGGGCUGAGAGACUUCAGAGAAGUGUGACUGGCCCAAGGUCACCCAGCAGCUGCAUGUGGAGGAGCGGAGACGCGAACCCGGUUCCCCAGAUUACGAGAUUACCGCUCUUAACCACUACACCACACUGACCCCUUAUAAAUAAAUAAAUAAGGGGUCCCAACUCACUUGUUGAGAUCUUAUGGGGAGGCCUCGCUUGGAACACCUUUAAGGAUUCAAGUAGAAGCAACUACGUGUGUUCAGUAAACCUGAAGGAGCAUCUUCCACCAUAGCUGUCAACGUUUCCCUUUUUUAAAGGGAAAUUACCUUAUUCCAAAUAGGAUUCCUCGCAAGAAAAGGGAAAAGUUGACAGCUAUGUCUUCCACCCCCAUCGUUCAGCCCGGACACUGACGUCCAGCUCUGAGGGCCUUCUGGCAGUUCCCUCACUGCGAGAAGUGAGGUUAUGGGGGGGAGGUUAUUGGUGGUGGCGCCUGCCCUGUGGAACGCCCUACCUUCAGAUGUCAAGGAAAUAAACAACUAUCUGACUUACAGUGGUACCCCGGGUUAAGAACUUAAUUCGUUCCGGUGAUCCGUUCUUAACCUGAAAUGGUUCUUAACCUGAGGUACCACUUUAGCUAAUGGGGCCUCCUGCUGCCACCGCGCGAUUUCAGUUCUCAUCCUGAGGUAAAGUUCUUAAGCUGAGGUACUAUUUCUGGGUUAGCGGAGUCUGUAACCUGAAGUGUAUGUAACCCGAGGUACCACUGUAUAAAGGUAAAGGGACCCCUGACUGUUAGGUCCAGUCGCAGACGACUCUGGGGUUGCGGCGCUCAUCUCGCUUUACUGGCCGAUAGAAGACAUCUGAAGGCAGCCCAGUUUAGGGAAGUUUUAAAUGUUUGAUGUUUUGUUGUGUUUUUAAUAUUAUGUUGGGAACCACCCAGAGUGGCUGGGGAAACCGAGCCAGAUGGGCAGGGUAUAAAUAAUAAAUUAUUAUUAUUAUUAUUAUUAUUAUUAUUAUUACUUGCCCUGAAUGGAGACCUUCAGAGAACAACCUAAAACUUAAUGUUCUUUGCUUGUCACCAUCAAACUUCUCCUCUCACUGUGUCCCUCUCACAACAGCCCUGUGAAGUAGAUUCCUACAGUUCUCAUUUUACAAAAGGGGUUGGAAGGGCACCAGCAUUCACCCAGCCAGGCCAGUCAUCAGGGCCGUGGUGGAGGUAAGAUUUCAGUCUGCAAAUCCAGCCCUAUUAACCCCAGGGCUGCACGUAACUUUCAGAUUUUCUAGAUAUUUGGAUCUGCUUUAGGCUCAGAGCAUUUGAUGAUAUCCCUUGUGGGUUCCUUUUCGGGUAUACAGUGGUACCUCGGGUUACAUAUGCUUCAGGUUACAGACGCUUCAGGUUACAAACUCCGCUAACCCAGAAAUGGUACCUUGGGUUAAGAACUUUACCUCAGGAUGAAAACAGAAAUCGUGCUCUGGCGGUGCGGCAGCAGCGGGAGGCCCCAUUAGCUAAAGUGGUGCUUCAGGUUAAGAACAGUUUCAGGUUAAGAACGGACCUCCGGAACAAAUUAAGUACUUAACCCAAGGUACCACUGUACGCCACUUUGAAUGUCUUUAUUUAUUUAUACCGUAUUUACUCGAAUGUAACGCACACCUUUUUUUGGCCAAACUUUGUUGAGAAAAUUAGGGUGCGCAUUAGAUUUUAUGGCGCAUUUGAUUUGCGUAAAUGCGGUAAUUAAACUGUGUGUAAAUUUUAUGAUAUAAGUUAUGCAGCAUAUGCUUUUUUUUUUUUUAAUCAGUCUCUGAGAUGUUCUCUUUGUUCUUUAAACAGGCCAGGCAGUUGAAACGCACAAUGAGGAUCAUCUGCCGGGUGUUACCUAUGAGCCUAAACAAAGUAUGUGAGCUGGUGAAUGUUGAUAACAUUAACUGCAAAGGCUGUAAGAGUGAUCUUGCUGAGGAAAUCUUGCUAAGGAGCUUGGUUUGAAAGAAAAGCCCAAUUGUAGUAACAACAGCAACAAAUCUUUUUGAAAUAUACUCAUUGUCGAGAGUGGAUUUCAUGCUCUUUAUUCAGCUCAUAGUGGUGAGGAGGAAUGGAAGUUCCCCCAAAGUAUCUGCUUUAUAUACAUUAUUUACACAAUGGGUCCCACGUGAUUGGCUAAUUCCGGAAUUCUCCUGUAGGCCAAUCAGGUUGUGGAUUGUCUUCCAUCUGGAGCUGGAUUGGGUGGCUCCUGCGGACCAAUCAUACUGCUGCAUUGUUCUAGGACCAAUCAGACUGCUGCAUUCUGAAUCCUAUUGUUCUGGGACCAAUCGGACUGUUGCAUUUUGGAUCCUAUUGUUCUAGGACCAAUCAGACUGCUGCAUUUUGGAUCUUAUUCAACUCAGUACACAACACCUUUUUAAAGGGUGUGCAUUGAAUAUUUUCAGCUUCUGGUUUUUCAGUAUUCUCUGGCACCAUUAUUUCCUGACUGUUGGUUCUUCAGGGCUACUUUUCUGCAAUCUGGAUUUACAGUGGUGCCUCGCAAGACGAAAUUAAUUCGUUCCGCAAGUUUUUUCUUCUUGCGAGUUUUUCGUCUUGCGAUGCACGGUGUCCCAUCGGAAUGCAUUGCAAAGCAAUUAAUGCGUUCCUAGGGACACCGACGACAGCCCAGGUCCGGCGACAGACUCUCCCCCGACCUCAUCUCAAGGCUGGGGGACAAGGGCUUUUCUUCCACCCACCCCAGCAUUUUAAAAACUCCGGGACAGCGGAGGGCUUCUCCGCUGUCCGGGGCGAUCUUAAAAUGCUGGCGGGCGGCAUUUAAAGUUGCUCCCGGGACAGCGGGAGGACUUCUCCGCUGUCCGGGGCAAUUUGAAAGCCCCUGGGAAGGCAGGCAGGGGGACAAAGACUUUGCCCCCGCCAGCCUUCAGAAGAGGUCCUGGACCUCUUCUGAAGGCUGGCGGGGGCGAAAGUCUUUGUCCCCCCACCUGCCUUCAAAAGCUGUCCAGCCAAGGCUUCGCGGACCUCUCCGCAAGCAGCGGCAGCACUGCCGCUGCUUGCGGAGAGCUGCCGGCAUGCCGGAGCCUGCGCGCGCUGAGAUCAGCGCGCCCAGGCUUCGCGGACCUCUCCGCGAGCAGCGGCAGCGCUGCCGCUGCUUGCGGAGAGCUGCCGGCAUGCCGAAGCCUGCGCGCGCUGAGAUCAGCGCGCCCAGGCUUCGCGGACCUCUCCUGCCUUCAAAGCCGUCCGGGAUAGCGGAAGCGCUCCCUGCUAUCCCGGACUGCUUUUAAAAUGCUGGCGGUGGGGAGCAAAGCCUUCGGCCCCCGCCAGCCUUCCUGGACCUCUUCUGAAGGCCGGAGGGGGGAAGGCUUUGCUCCCACCGCUAGCAUUUAAAAGAGGUCCUCGGAGAUUUCCUAUGGGCUUUCGUCUUGCGAAGCAAGCCCAUAGGGAAAUCUGCUUUAUGAGCGCCUCCAAAACGGAAAACCCUUUCGUCUAGCGGGUUUUCCGUCUUGCGAGGCGUUCGUCUUGCGGGGCACCACUGUAUUUUGCUUAUGUCACCUUUGAUAUGUGAUAUGGAGCCUGUGCAAGGGCUUCCUCAUUCCAAACCCAGAGGAUUUAACAUGCUACCUCUUAAAAAUGAAUAUUCGGUUAUUUCAAAACCCAUAAGAAAGAGCAAGCACGUUUCCCACCCCACCAACCUGAAAAGCAGCAAGAGGGGCAUUUCAUUUUUCCUGCCACUUUUGCAUGUUUUUACUGUGUAAUUGACUUGAUACCUCUGUUUGCAAGUUCUCGUUGUUUGUUUUUCUCCAGAUCAAAUCACUGUGGAAAUACAUCCGAGACACAGCACAUCGCGGAGCAAAAAGAAGUUCUCCUUCAGAAAAGGUAGGUCCGUUUCUGUGUUACAAUGCAUAAGAAAACAGAUUAUUAUUAUUAUUAUUUUAUGGGAAAUGUUUCAGCUUCCUCCUACCUGAGCUGCUUUAAUGUGAAUUAAAGGGUGCUGUAGUGAGUGUGGCAGAUCAAAGAACACUGAGGAUGACAUAUUCGUAAGUGCUGCAUAUUCUGUAACCUUCUGGAAGCAAGAAGUGACCUGUACUUUUUAGACGUGCACAGGAAUGCUAAACAGGUUUGGCUAGAGCUAUGAGCUUAACCAAGAGACUUGUUCGCAGCCUCCCUGUCCUUAGAAUCUCAUUUUAAAGAUAUAAAACCACAGGCAGGCAGAGGACCCAAAGAUGGACAUCCAAAAUACCCCCCCCCCCAUAUUCCGAAAGAGCUGAGAAACGUAUUCAUGUAUGCAACCGCUGCCGCAAGAAUCUUAAUAGCUAAAUGGUGGAAGGGAGAUAAAAUACCAACUAAAAUGGAGGGCAGGUGAAAGUACUUGAAUAUGUAGAAUUGGCAAAGAUGACAGGAAAAAUUAGGAACCAGACAAACCAACAGUUUAACAAAGAAUGGGAUUUAUUCAGAUUGUAUUUAAAAGAACAUUGUUCUCAUAGAAAAUCUUUGACAUGCUUUGAUUAACUUCUGCAAAAUGUCAUAUGCUACAAAGAUCAUGGAUAAUUUGUGUUAAGUUAAAGAGUAUAGAAAUAUGCAGUCAACAAGGAAACGAAGGACCCAUCCUGAGGAUGAUGGAAGUCUGAACAUAUGGAAGAAUUUUAUUUUAUAUGUAACAUUUUCUUUGUAUUUGAUGGGAUCUGUUUUUGUUGUUCUCUAUGUGGUGAAGGGACUUAAUAUUGAAAAAUUAAUAGAGAUUAAAUUGCAAAAUAACCCCCAAUCCUAUAAUGUAUUAUUCCACCUUGUGUUCCUAUGGAUUUAUUUAUUUUUUGUAACUCAUUCUUUGUGUGCAUGUGUGCUCCUGGUGUUGCAGGAAUCCAGGUAUUUCCUGAGUGGACAGGGAAGGACAAUGAAGGUAAGGGCUCCAAAUGGAACUUAGGUUCACAUGUGAUGGAGGUGUAAAUAUGGACAAUAUUUCUGGCAAAGGGUGUUUAAGGAGAUAACAUAAAUCACUGGGACAAAGCUGACCAAAAGUCCAGAGGUAGCAUCAAUUUACGAUGGGGUAGAAGGUUCGCAGGCUAUGAAGGACUUCCUCACAAAUAUAUUGAAAGCUGCACGAAUUAUGGUAUCUUGGAAGUGGAAGGGGCAAGCAGAAUAUAAAAUGGGGAAAUGGCAUGAAGAGGUGUGGGAUAUAGCUAUUAAUGAUAAAUUAACAUGUGCCAUUAAGGUAAGCGGGGAAUAUGCAGGAGAAAUGAUUUUGAGGAGAUACGGAAGGUGUUUGUAGAAGUUGUACUGUUAAAAGGGAAAGGGGGUCAAACCAUCGCUAGAGGUGUUGAAAUUUUGGGAGGUUGGAUAGUUACAAUGGAAUGGUUUCAGUGGUGGGGUGCACAUUUUUAUUAUUUAUUUAUGAUUAUUUCUUUGUCAAAAUAAUAAUAAUAAUAAUAAUAAUAAUAAUAAUAAUAAUAGCUAUUUUAUAUCGAGGGUUGUUCACACUUCUGUUUGCCCCCGCCACUUUCCAUGGGAAACCCAUUUUUUACCACUGAAUUAGAGCAAACAUCAACAGGCUUUUCUACAGAUUGAUGUUUGCUCCGAUUCAGCACUAAAGAGCAGGUUUUCCUGGGGAAAGUGGUGGGGCAAAUGGAAAACUGCUUGGAGCCAUACCUAGAAAGCAAUGGAAAAGUGGGAAACCACUCAGACCCAUAUGAAUGAGUCCUGAGUCAGAUCAUUGGUUCAUCUAGAUCAGGGGUCAGCAAACCUUUUCAUCAGGGGGCUGGUUCACUGUCCGUCAGACCUUGUGGUGGUGGUGGUGGGGGGCGGAGUAUAUUUUGAAAAAUAUAAAUACCCUGCAAGCGGGUCCCGCAGCUGCCUCUGGACCUGGAGGAGGAAGGCAUUCAGGACAUGCUCAGGAGCCCAUCUCGGUGUCGCCCGCUCACUGGCGCUGUUGACGAGUAGCAGCCACACCAUUGGCCUGUCCCUGUGAAGCUCCCAGGUGGCGUGCACCACGAGCUGCGGCCUGUCGUCCGAGGCCAGGUCAGUGGGCAAGCCACGCACUCCUCCAGCACGGCCGCUGAGUGUGCCAACAGCAGCAGCGCCGAACCAGGCGCCAGGCGUGGGGCCAGCUGGGGUGCCAAGCUCUGGCUGAAGCCCCGCGGUGCGCCCGUCACGAUGCCCAUGGCGUGGCCCAGACCCGCCGCCCCCCUGCCCGCCGGCCGGGGGGAAGAAGAAGAAGAGUUUUGGAUUUGAUAUCCCGCCUUUCACUCCCUUUAAGGAGUCUCAAAGCGGCUACCAUUCUCCUUUCCCUUCCUCCCCCACAACAAACACUCUGUGAGGUGAGUGGGGCUGAGAGACCUCAAAGAAGUGUGACUAGCCCCAGGUCACCCAGCAACUGCAUGUGGAGGAGCGGAGACGCGAACCCGGUUCCCCAGAUUACGAAUCUACCGCUCUUAACCACUACACCACACUGGCUCUCUGUCCAUGACUGCGCCGGGUUUACCUCAGCGCGUGGGCGGCAAAGGUUUGGAUUGGCUUCAGGAACUUCCUGCAGCCAAUCCAAAUCUGCGCCAGCGUCACAGAAGUCAGUCCCUGCGCGGCAAAGCAUCUGUGACUUCUUUUCAAGGAAACGCCACGCCGGUUUAGCUCAGUGCGGGGAUUGACCGAGUGGGCGGCAGAGUCUGCGGGCCAGAUUUACGAGCCUGGUGGGCCACAUCCAGCCCCCGGGCCGUAGUUUGCCAACCCCUGAUGUAGACCAGUAUUGUUGAUCCUGACCAGCAAACAGCCUCCUGGCGUUUCAGGUGGGAAACAUUCAUAGCACUGCCAGGAGAUGUUUGAGUUUGAACCAGGGCCUUUCUGCUUGCCAAGCAGAUGCUCCAGCAGCGAGCUAUGGCCCACUCCCUAAAGGCAGAAUUCAGAGCAAAGAUUGCGCUCAAUCAAGGGGGUGGAGCGACUCGCCUUUGAAGAAAGGGUGCUGUGUUUUUCCUCCAUCUCCCUUAACACUAGAACUCAUGAGCAUCCAAACUGGAAGACUGCCUUCCCCCAUGUUGGCUGGGUUCGGUGGGAGUUAGUAACGUAGCAGCCUCUGGGGGGCAGCAGCUUCUGCAUCAUUGCUUUAAGGCAGGGGUCAGCAACCUAAGGCCCAUGGGCCGGAAGCAGCCCGCGGAGGUCGUUUGACCGGCUCACGAGCCGCCCCCGAAAUGAGUUGCCUGCUUGCGCCCUGUGCUAACCCCACACAGCGCGGUGCGGGGACUCGCUUCUGCGGCGCCGGAAAUCGCGUUUGUGCAGACGCAGAUGCUGGAAAUCGUGUCUGCGCAUGGACAGACGCUGGAAAUCACAGGCGUACGCUCUCACAUAUGCGCGAUAUACAGCCCACGGAGGGAUCCUGGCAGGACCGAUCCGGCCCAGGCAAGAUAAACCUUGCUGACCCCUGCUUUAUGGGCAGCUAUGAAAAUUACACUGACAGCGGGUGGCGCUGUGGGUUAAACCACAGAGCCUAGGACUUGCCGAUCAGAAGGUCGGCGGUUUGAAUCCCCACGACGGGGUGAGCUCCCGUUGCUCGGUCCCUGCUCCUGCCCACCUAGCAGUUUGAAAGCACGUCAAAGUGCAAGUAGAUAAAUAGGUACCUCUCCGGCGGGAAGGUAAACGGCAUUUCUGUGCGCUGCUCUGGUUCGCCAGAAGUGGCUUAGCCAUGCUGGCCACAUGACCCGGAAACUGUACGCCGGCUCCCUCGGCCAAUAAAGUGAGAUGAGCGCCGCAACCCCAGAAUCGGUCACGACUGGACCUAAUGGUCAGGGGUCCCUUUACCUUUUAAGAGCAAUAUAUCGAGGUAUCUGUGGCUGUAUGCAUGUUGUUGGGCUCCCAUUGUUUCCCGGCCAGCAUGACUAAUGGCCAGGAAUGAUGAAUGUUGCAAAAUACGUUUGAAUGUACAUAUUGUCUCAUCCCAGCAAUAACCAUUUUGCAGGGUUUCAGGAUGAUGGAGAAAAGGGAUCAAAGCUGUCUAAGGGACAAGUUCUGUAUGGUAAAUAUAAGUUGUUUUUAUUUAUUUAUAUAAAUUUUAUUUUUGCAUUUUCUAGUUUACAUAAACAAAUGAAUUAAAUACAUAAACAUAUAAUCAAUUUUGACUCCUCCCCCCCAUUGUGGAUCUUAAUGUAAUGAUUUCCCCCUCUAUCUCUUUCAUAACUCUAUUUUUAUAAAUCGUUUCUCAAUCCAUAGUUCAAAUUUUUACACAAGUUUUCUGUCAAUCCUACCGAUAUAUGUACCGUAAUUGUUUACAAUAGCUUUUCAAAUAAAUUAUAAACCUUCCCUGUUCUUUAUUAAAGACCUCCUCUUCCUGGUUUCUAAUUCUUCCUGUAAGAAUUUCCUCUUUAGAUCGCAUAAAAGUUGUUUGUUAUAUUUGCCUGCUGGCCUGGAUCCUGUAUACAGCGGUUCUUCAGGUUACGAACUUAAUUCGUUCCGGAAGUCCGUUCUUAACCCAAAGCGUUUUUAACCCGAGGCGCGCAUUCCCUACAUAGGCCUCCUGUGGGCCUGGAAGCAGAUUGCGUUCGUAUUCCAGGGCAAAGUUUGCAACCCGGAACACCUACUUCCGGGUUUGUGGAGUUCGUAACCAGAAGCGUUCGUAAGCAGGACUGUUCAUAACCCAAGGUACCACUGUAUUUGGUGUGGGGAGUCUUUAGCUCGCCAGGUGUUGUUAGACUACAAUUCCCAUCAGCCCCAACAAGCAUGGCCAGUGGCCAAGGAAUGAUGGUAGUUAUAGUUCAGCAGCUUCUGGCAGGCCAAAGAUCCCCCACACAUCUUAUAUAUCUUAGCUGAGCCCAUCCACAACCACUUGAGUUCUUCUGGGAACAAGGCUUGCAUGGGAAAUAUUAACCGCACUGAACCUUGGCCACCAAGGCCGACCCUACCAUUAGACAGAGCAAAAUGCUGCCUCAGGCAUCAGAUACUUGGGAACGGGAAGAAUGAGUGAGGUGUCGUUGGGCAGCUCUGUACAUGCUAACGCAGCCUGCCCUGCAUCCUCUAAUUUAGCCUGCUCUCCUCAGGUACGGUGGAGCAUUCUGUCUCAUCCCCAGUGUUUGGUUCCUGCAAGCGGAAUGGGGUUUCUAUUAUAUGUGGCAUGUGGGUGGGUGGGUACAUUUUGUCCAUCACUUCAUGCAGUCCUGUUUGUGUCACUGUUAUGCUAUCUGCUAGGGUUAAAAGACAGAGGUUUUGGUGUGAAGGGAGAUUCUUUGAGGAGGUAACAAGUAUUCAAGUGUGAGGUGCGCACCAUGCCACUCCCAUUACAAGAUUCGUCUGCUUUGGCCCAAGAAAAGCCAUGCUCUAAAAAUGUUUCGCAAGAACUGAUCAGCAUCCUAUCUGGUCCAGCACUGUUGGGGUGUCCCCCUUUUCUCCAUGGCUGUUUAAGCAGAGCAAUAAUGGUAACAGGGUAGGUGAAACCCCUCUACUCCCUGCUACUGGAUUUCAUUUGAGGAGCAGCACAGUUGGCUCCCUGUUUAUUUGCCGUGGGGAUGCAGAUGCAGCGUGGGGGCACAUCCCCACCUCAGCAUAAGACACGCCACAGCGUGUCUAGCCGCCAUGCCCACUCUCUGACCUUUGCCUCCCUCGCAGAAAGUUUGCUUAAGUUCCACUUGGCUGGAUGGUUGGCGAAUGUAGCAGACUUUCGAGUAUCAGGGGAACAUUUGGGGGGAAACGCCUGUCUGACAUGUGAAUCGCUAACACUAGAAAUGUGCCUUGCUGGAAAUACAUUAAGUUCAGGAUUGUUUUGCUACUCUUUCCAAUUGUUGACUUCUGCUAAUAAAAGGAGCCUUGGCAGAGCUAGCCGGCAGCUUGCUUGGAGCAUGCUUGCAUGCUUGCUCCUGCACAGCUCACGUGCAUUUACUAGUUUUUUUGCUCUAUAAGACUCACUUUUUCCCUCCUAAAAAGUAAGGGGAAAUGUGUGUGCGUCUUAUGGAGUGAAUGCAGGCUGCGCAGCUAUCCCAGAAGCCAGAACAGCAAGAGGGAUUGCUGCUUUCACUGCGCAGCGAUCCCUCUUGCUGUUCUGGCUUCUGAGAUUCAGAAUCUUUUUUUUCUUGUUUUCCUCCUCCAAAAACUAGGUGCGUCUUGUGGUCUGGUGCGUCUUAUAGAGCGAAAAAUACGGCAGCUCCCAUGCCGUCCUCCGUUAUUUCAACAAUUUGCCCUUUCCUGUUCACUGUAGUCCAACCCUAUUAAUCACAUUUUAGGUCCUUCUCCUUUUCGCCCCCUUCUGUUUUUCUACUGGACUUCCUCUGUUUAAGGAAUCAUCAUCAUAAUUUAUUAUUUGUACCCCGCCCAUCUGGCUAAGUUUCCCCAGCCACUCUGGGCGGCUUCCAACAAAGAUUAAAAAUACAUUAAAAUUUCACACCUUAAAAACUUCCCUGAACAGGGCUGCCUUCAGAUGUCUUAUAAAUGUCAGGUAGUUGUCUAUCUCUUUGACAUCUGAUGGGAGGGCGUAUCACAGGGCGGGUGCCACUACCGAAAAGGCCCUCUGCCUAGUUCCCUGUAGCUUUGCUUUUCGCAGUGAGGGAACUGCUAGAAGGCCCUCGGCGCUGGACCUCAGUGUCCGGGCAGAACGAUGGGGGUGGACACGCUCCUUCAGGUAUACUGGGCCGAGGCCAUUUAGGGCUUUAAAGGUCAGCACCAACACUUUGAAUUGUGCUCGGAAAUGUACUGGGAGCCAGUGUAGGUCUUUCAAGACCAGUGUUAUGUGGUCUUGGCGGCCGCUCCCAGUCACCAGUCUAGCUGCCGCAUUCUGGAUUAGUUGUAGUUUCCAGGUCACCUUCAAAGGUAGCCCCACAUAGAGCGCAUUGCAGUAGUCCAAGCGAGAGAUAACUAGAGCAUGCACCACUCUGGCGAGACAGUCCGCGGGCAGGUAGAGUCUCAGCCUGCGUACCAGAUGGUGCUGAUAAACAGCUGCCCUGGACACAGAAUUGACCUGUUCCUCCAUAGACAGCUGUGAGUCCAAAAUGAUUCCCAGGCUGCACACCUGGUUCUUCAGGGGCACAGUUACCCCAUUCAGGACCAGGGAGUCCUCCACACCAGCCCACCCCCUAUUCCCCAAGAACAGUACUUCUGUCUUGUCAGGAUUCAGCCUUAAUCCAUUAGCCGCCAUCCAUCCUCCAACUGCCUCCAGGCACUCACACAGGACAUUCACCGCCUUCACUGGUUCUGAUUUGAAAGAGAGGUACAGCUUUUCCAUGUUUGUUCCUAGAUUACCCAUGGGAUAAAUCCAGUCUGAAAACAAUACCAGUCGACUUGACACAGUUUAAGGAACUGGAUGCCUAUGCAUCAAAGGUAUGCAAUCUCUUUUACAGGGUGGAAUAAUAGUGUGGAAUUUGCUGGGAUGCAGAGAUCCUUUUCCAUGUGGAUUUGGAAUUUGAGAGUGCCUUCAAGUGUGCUCUCCUGAUAGGAGGAAACCCUCCGUUCCCAAUGGGAAACAUCAUGAGUCGCAAGACCCAGCUCCUGUUUCCCACAUGAUGGACAGACACAACAGAGCGCCUAUUUAUGUAGGCUGCAUAUGCACCAUAGGUAAAGGACCCCUGGACGGUUAAGUCUAGUCAAAGGUGACUAUGGGGAUGUGGGAGGCACUGUGGUCUAAACCACUGAGCUUCUUGGGGUUACCCAUCAGAAGGUUGGUGGUUCAAAUCCCUACAACAGGGUGAGCUCCCGUUGCUCUGUCCCAGCUCGUGCCAACCUAGCAGUUCGGAAGCAUACCAGUGCAAGUAGAUAAACAGGUACCACUGGGGCGGGAAGGUAAACAGCGUUUCUGUGCGCUCUGGUUUCUGUCACGGUGUCCCGUUGUGCCAGAAGCUGUUUAGUCCUCCUAGCCACAUGACACGGAAAGCUGUCUGUGAACAAAUGCUGGCUCCCUCCGCCUGAAAGCGAGAUGAGCGCUGCAACCCCAUAGUCACCUUUGACUGGACAUAACCGUCCAGGGGUCCUUUACCUUUUACCUUUUAUACGCACUAUAUAAAUACACCAAAGUAUCCUGGAAACUAUCAUAACCCCACAGAGCUGCAAUUCCCAGAACCCGUAAACAAACCACUGUUCCUAGGAUUCUUUUUUGGGGCAGAGAGAUAUGCUUUAAAUGUUUCAUACAGUACUUAGCUAUUUUGGGAUGGCAUUCCCUUGGCUGCUCCUUUGCUUUUAAAAUUCAAGAGAUAAAUCAAAAGUCAAAUAAGAUUAGAGUCAACAACCACAGUUUAGCAGCCAUUCCCUCUCCUCAGAGAACUCUGGCUAGCAGUCAUUAACAAGCAAUUAUCAGUGCCGAUGUGAGGAAUCUCUGAAGGAACUCAUGACAAUUAAACUGGUGUACAAUCAAUAUGUAUUGUUGGUGGUGGCGGCACAGCAGUCCACCCCAGAUUUCACACUUCUGCCUGGUGACAACAGUAGGGCCGGCUCUGGAUCCUGGGCUGCCUCAGCCCCUCGCCCUCCCUGCUCUCAGCAGGGCUGUCUUAAGCAUAUGCGGUGCCGGGGUGCAAAGAUCUGCCCGGUGGCCCCCCCGGUUGCCCAGUUCCAGGAGAGUAGGAGGGCGGAGCCAGCCAGCUGCCUCAGCGUCUUACUGGCUCAGUCGCCCCCAAACUCGUGGCACAGAGCCCCCCGCAGCAGAAGAGCCCACCACGGCGCUCUAACCAAUGGGCGGUCUCUUCCCUGGACUCAACUCUUGGGCCCCUGACUCUCAGCCUGGCGCCCCUGAGAGCCCAGAGCCCGGGUGUCCCGCACCCCUAGCACCUGUGGGUAAGACGGCCCUGGCUCUCAGAAUGCCCUGCUGGCUGUAGUUUCGCCCACCCACAGGUGGAACAGGUUGCUCUGUACUGGUGGAUGGAGACUGGCAUCUCUCUCCACCAGUAGAAGUCAGCACUUCUGCCAAAUCCAAGACCACCACCCAUUGCCCGACACAAAGGGGAUUUGAAUUUCAGUGAAAGAUUGUGGGAAUGGCAUGCCCCUGUGCCCUGGAAAAGAUUAUGCAUGCUUCUCCCUUCAGAACAAUUCUUAAUGUGCAGUUCUGUGCAGUUUUACUCAGAAGUAAGCUCCACUGAGUUCAAAAAGACCGACACCCGCUCGGAAAAUUCAUCAGCAUUCUAAUGCAAAUUCCUCCUAAUGCACUGAAUUUUGCAAAGCGUUUCCCCUAAUACAAUGUGUUCUUAUGCACAUAUUACCUUGCAUGCAUAUUUAUUACAUGUACAUACGUUUUUGCAGACAUUCCUAUCUGAAGAGCUGUACUGCAACACCCAGAGCAGGGCAGAUUUUGAAAGAUUGCUCUGUUUCAGUUUGUUUAUCAUUUCGGAAAGCGCAAAUUAAAUAGGGUGACCUUGAAAUGUAAAAAAGAAAUGAAAAAAGACUGGCACCCAUGUCAGUGCAUGUAGGACUGCACCUUAGGCUUUAUUUAAACAGGUGGUUGCCUUAGAUAGAAAAAUGGAACUGGGUACCCCUUUCCCAUAUCAAAAGCUACUGGAUCUUUUCCCUCUUGUGAAACAGGUAAAUGUCAGGAAUAGCGUGGCAAACCUGGUGAGUGCCUUGCUCCAAAAAGCCCACAGUGACCUGGAGAAAGUCCGAGCCAUUUGGAUGUGGAUUUGCCGCCACAUAGGUAGGUGGCGGUGACAACUUUUUGUAUGCUUGUGCCUCUUUGCUUCUGACAACAUCACAACGGACAGGCAUUCCACAGGUAAAGCUCUCCCCUAGCCCUGCAUCUCCAUCCAUACUGGGGGAGAUUUUCCUUUGGAAGUGCUGCCUGCCUUGCAGCCUGGAUGCCCCACAGGAGUGAGAAAACUCUGAAACAGGAUGGGGAAGCUGUGGCCAUAAUGUUGAACUACAAACUCCCAUCAUUCCUGACCACUGGUCAUGCUAGCAUGCGGUGAGAGGAGCAGGAAGUCUCUGUGCUGCUGGUUGUUGCUUUUCUUUAGAAUUGAUUGCAGAGUCAGUUGAGGUACAUUCAAAGCACAUUCUUUUCCUCAAAGAAGUCUGGGCACUGUGGUGUGUUGAGUAUUGCUGGGAAUUGUAACUGUGAGGCGUAUUCUACAGUGUCCAGAAUUAUUUGAGGGAAAGAAUGUGCUUUGAAUGUGUGUUAAAGGUGAGGUGGCAUGUAACAAUAGGUAAAAAGGUAAAGGUAAAGGACCCCUGGACAGUUAAGUCCAGUCAAAGGCGAUUAUGGGAUUGUGGUGCUCAUCUCGCUUUCAGGCCAAGGGAGCCGGUGUUUGUCCACAGACAGCUUUCCAGGUCAUGUGGCCAGCAGGACUAAACUGCUUCUGGUGCAGUGGGACACGACGGAAACCAGAGCGCACAGAAACACUGUUUACCUUCCUGCCGCAGCAGUACCUAUUUAUCUACUUGCACUGGCAUGCUUUCGAACUGCUAGGUUGGCAGGAGUUGGGACAGAGCGAUGGGAGCUCACCCCGUCGCGGGGAUUUGAACCGCCGACGUUACAAUCGGCAAGCCCAAGAGGCUCAGUGGUUUAAACCACAGCGCCACCCAUGUCCCAUGUAACAAUAUUUUCAUUUAAUUGAUCAAUCACUCUGAUCUUCUGCUCAAAGUUUGCAUUCCGAGUGAAACUGUUGCAGUCCCUUAUUCACUGUGCAUUUCAUGCUUUGGGGUGGUAUGUCUUUUUUUCUCCAGAAUACGAUGUGGAAGGCUACCAUAACCUUGACAAGGUGUCUUGUGAGGCAGCUGAUGUCCUUCGAUCAGGAAAAGGCAUUUGCGCUGGAUAUUCUGGACUCUUUGAAGAAAUGUGCAGGUAAUUCCUAUUGGCCCCAGUCUCCAUGACAAACGGUUGUUACUUGGCAAGGAUGAUGGGAGGUAUGGUGAGCCACGGGUUCCCUAACCCAGCCCCAAACUAUGAAUGCUCCUGAAGCAAAUUUUGAUAUAUAGGCUUGCAUUGUAAUUGAGGUAGGUCCAUUGAAAUCAAUUCAUGAUUAACUUGUUUUCAGUGGUAUUCAGCCCAUAUUCUCUUAGUUUGCAUUUUAUAUUCUAAUGCACAAUUAUGGAAAGAAGGACCAAAACACAGGUGUGCUGGAAAUCUUGUACGCACCCUGUUAUGUAUUCAGUUUGCCUGAGCUUGAGUCUGGACUAAGGAUUCUGACCCCUGUGUUCUGAUUUGAUACAUGAUAUCCAAUCACAGAACAUUUCAGGAUUUGGGCCUCUGCCAUGGGACGCGGGUGGCGCUGUGCCCUAAACCACAGAGCCUAGGGCUUGCCAAUCAGAAGGUCAGCAGUUCGAAUCCCUGUGACUGGGUGAGCUCCCAUUGCUCGGUACCUGCUCCUGCAGACCUAGCAGUCUGAAAGCACAUCAAAGUGCAAGUAGAUAAAUAGGUACCACUCCGGCGGGAAGGUAAACGGCAUUUCCAUGCGCUGCUCUGGUUUCACCAGAAGCGGCUUAGUCAUGCUAGCCUCAUGACCCGGAAAAACUGUCUGCAGACAAACGUCGGCUCCCUCGGCCAGUAAAGCAAGAUGAGCGCCGCAACCCCAAAGUUGUUCGCGACAGGAUUUAACUGUCAGGGGUCCUUUACCUUUUUACAUUGGCUGUUAAACUCUGAGUCAUGAUUCGCAUCUUGGAAGUUUAGACAGCCAAUCACGUUGGGAGUGGGAGUGGCCAAGGCCUUCAGAAAUGUACAUAAGCAGUUGCUUUGCUCCUGUUGUCCAGUUCUGUUAAUUCAAUAAAGGUUCUUGCUGUUAUCACUCUGUCUUGCCUCGUGGGAACCUGCCUACGCUUCACACCCUCCCUAAACAAGCAUCCUUCACCAAUCACUGCCUGCAUGUUUUAUAGCCCCUCUGUGCUACCUUAGAAGCUUAAGCUAAAUUUCUCUGUCUGUCUGUCUUCAGAAUGUAAGCUGAGAUUCUCAGGCUGCCAGAUUUUGCUUCUGACGACAGCUUCUGUGUCAAUGCAUGAAAUGCAAUGGGCUUGAAAUAAUGUUGUUUGGCUUCUCCCUGAAAACAGAACAAAAAUUAUGCAUGACAAUUCCAGCCCAAAAGAGCAGUGAAAUGGCAUUCCUGAGUACUUUUCUUUCUCCUCAGUAUUGCAGGGAUACAGUGCAAGACGUUGUCAGGGUACGCCAAAGGGGCUGGGUACAAACUAGGAAAAGUCUUUAAGGGAGCGAGUAAUCAUGCUUGGAAUGUUGUCCAUCUGGAUGGAAGCUGGCACCUUUUGGACAGUACGUGGGGAAGUGGUUACGUGGAUGAUGGCAAGAAGAGCUUCACUUUCAGGUAUGCUGUUAGGCAAAAGAAAGCCUGAAGACAGUGUGGGACUCAGUGAAGGUAUAGUUUACUUCUGGUGCUUUUAGAAGGCUUUUUAUUUUGUCUGUUUGCGAUUUGAUGGCUACAGGGCUGACCAUUUGCAAUGAGAACCAAGCCGAUGGUGAUGGGGGAAAUUAUGGAAACUCCACCAACCAUUCAUUUAUCUCCUUGAGUGGUUGUAGAGUAUUAUGCUUAUCCUGGGGAUGAUGGAAGCUAGGUUGUUGCAACAUAACAGCCUCCGUCAACCCAGUGCCCUCCAGCUGUUUUGGACCACAAUUCCCAUCAUCCUUCAUGCUAGCUGGGGUUGAUGGGACAUAGAGUUCAGCAACAUCUGGAAGGAAUCAGAUUGGGGAAGGCUUGUUUAGCACAGUGUGCAAAGCCUCAGCUGUGCCCAAUGUUAACGAAAGCUGGUUUAAACAAACUAACUGGAUAAGCCAUGGCUUGUCAAAUAAACCACUGUUAACAUUAAGCAUGGAUUUGGGUGAGACAAACUGAUUAAUCUGAACCAGGAUCUAGUUUCUUCACAGCAGUGUGUGAAUGUGAGGCUGGCUUUGGCUCAUUUUUGACAUGCUAAACCUGACAUCGGAACUGCGCCAUGGGCAUAGCCAAGGGGGGGGGGAGGCAGGGGGAGCAGCUGCACCCCCAUCAAGUAAAUAAAUCAAAAUACUUAACUAGCUGACCGGUUGCAUCGCAGAUAGCUCAAUUCUGCCCCCCCUAAUCUAAAUCCUGGCUAUACACACAAACUGGGCCGAUAUUAUUCCACACUAAGCUUUAGGUAACUUUCCCAGUUUGACUCUGGUGAUGACUGAGACAAUUUUAUGAAAUGCUGCACAAUUCUGCCUUCCCCUUUUGCAGGUACAAUGAGUUUUACUUCCUUACCCAUCCUGCUCUGUUUAUUAAUGAUCACUUCCCAGAAGACCACAGCUGGCAGCUUCUGAAACGGACAUUAUCACUGCAGCAGUUUGAACGCGAUGUGUGGUAUAAGCCUGCGUUUUAUUCAGUGGGACUGAUAGGCACCUCCACGGCAACAUCAGUCAUCGAAACAGGUAAAGUCAAUCAGAAGCAUCCGUCUUGUUGUUUUUGGCAGUUACGCUGACAAUCCGUCUCAUGUUUUUUCAAAGGCGAAGUGCCCCAUGACAUGAGUCGCUACUGCAUUAUUAUGAAGCAGAGAUGAGGGAACCUGUGGAUCGGAGAACCUCCAGAGGUCGCUGGACUACAACUCCCAUCAUCCCUGACGAUGGGUCGUGCUAACAGGGGCUGAUGGGAGCUGGAGUCUCACAACAGCUGGAGGGCCACAUAGGUUCCUCACGCAACAAUUGUGAGGCAGCUGGAUUGUGUCUGGUCUAUCUGGACAAUCCCCAUGCAUUACAUAUUGAUAUAUAUUUCAGCAGAGCCUAGGACCCUCAUACCUACGGGACCGCCUCUCCCAGUAUGCCCCACGGAGAGCCUCAAGGUCCAUAAAUAGCAACACCCUAGUGGUCCCGGGCCCUAAGGAAGUUAGAUUAGCUUCAACCAGAGCCAGGGCCUUUUCAACACUGGCUCCGGCCUGGUGGAACACUCUGCCUCAUGAGACCAGGGCCCUGCAGGAUCGGAUUUCUUUCCGCAGGGCCUGUAAGACAGAGUUGUUCCACCUAGCGUUUGGCUUGGAGCCAAUUUGAUUCCCUCCCUCUCUUUCUUUUUUCUUUUCCUUCUCCUGCGAUGAGGCUACAUUUUAAUAUUUUAAUGUUUCAAUAUUUUAAUGUUGUAUUUUAAUCUUGUUUUUAAGUUGUAUUCAUUCAACUUGUUUUUAUUAUUGCUUGUUAGCCGCCCUGAGCCUGGCCUUGGCUGGAGAGGGCGGGGUAUAAAUAAAAAUUAUUAAUAUUAUUGUUAUUAUAAAACUCUGCUAAGACCUACUGAAUGACAGAAUAAAUAAACAUAAACCAGCACAACAAACUCUCACUUGCACAACAGAACUUUCCCCUCCUCUCCCUUGCAGUCCUCAUGAGCGUUUCUCUUUUAAACAAGUAUUAACCACCAUUGGAAACUCUUCACUUUUCUUUCACAGAAAACGGCAAGGCAACUGUUUCCAUUGAGAGUCGUUCUCCGACCCUCUUCCUUUGCAACCUCAACGGGGCAAAAGAGCAGUGCUUCAUGACCUUGCAGAGGAACGGGAUGACCGUGGAAGUGUAUCCUCAGGAGGUGGGAACUCAUAGCUUGGACAUCUUUGCCAAACCUUCCAAGAGCAAGGAGGAGGACUACAGCCACGUUCUAAACUACUCCCUGGUGUGCCGAUCUGUGGACAAGAGCUUCCACUUGCCCAAAGCGCUCAUCUAUCCUGUGGGGCCCAGCUGGUCAUCAGAGGAAAAGGGGAUCCUGGAGGCUUUGCCCGAUAGCCCCAUCAUACACACCGACGACGGCCGCUGUGUUGUCACUUUCACUCGGACGAGUGACCUGGACUUCUUUGCCACCCUGGACUCGGAUACCAGCCGCACGCCAGAGGCCGUACGGAGGCGUCACAUCUGGACAACUCGCUGGGGCACUAAGGUUGAGUUGAAGGUACAUCUCCCUCACGCAGGGGCCUUUGCUCUUCACAUCUGGGCAAAGAAAGCAUCUGACCCGGGCAGCAGUCACUGCGCCCUCAGCUACCUCAUCUCCUGCCCAAAUAAGAAGGUGACGUGGCCGGUUUUCCCACAAAGCUACACAAACUGGGAGGAUGCCUUUGAGCUGGUGGCACCUCUCGCCGGGGUCCUGCCGGCCAACCGUGAUGUAACGUUCAAACUCAAGCUGCCUGGUGCAGAUGGGGUGUCUGUCGAAUGUGGAAAGUCUCGCCCACUGAGGCUGAGUGAAGACGGUUUCUGGGAGGGAACCUGCAGCACCUCAGGUGGCUCCACAGUGACAGUGAGAAUGGCAAAAGGUGGCAGUAAUACCUUCUGGUCCCUGUUGGAGUACAAAGUGGAAAGUCACUAG
Molecule: messenger RNA, 23226 nt
Organism: Podarcis lilfordi (Lilford's wall lizard)
Lineage: Eukaryota; Metazoa; Chordata; Lepidosauria; Squamata; Lacertidae
Source: the annotation of a GenBank genome assembly